AUGGACACCACUGACAUGGCGACGGCGAUGGAGGAGACCACCCGAUUCGACGACCUCCCGGUGAGCUGCGUGGCCCACGUGCUGGCGCUCACCUCCCCUCGUGACGUCUGCCGCUGCGCUGCCGUGUCACCGAGUGCGACACGGGAGCGCUUUGUCCCGGCGGACUACCUCGCCAUCCUCCUGCGCUCCAGCUCCGGCCGCUCGCCGCCGCCGUCGUCUAAGAAGAAAGCCUACCUCCGCCUCUCCGACAACGCCGUCCAGGUCGGCGACGGCUGCGACACGGCGGUGUGGCUGGCGAGGGGGAGCGGCGCCAAGUGCGUGGCGCUGUCGGCGAGGAAGCUGAGCCUGUCGUGGGACGACGGCGAGUUCAGCUGGAGAUGGACGCCUCACCCGCUCUCCAGGUUCCCGGAGGUGGCCCAGCUGGUGGGUUGCACAGGCCUGGACAUCUACGGCCGGCUGCCGGUCUCGGCGCUGACACCGGCCACCAACUACGCGGCGUACCUGGUGUUCAGCGUGGCCGACGUAGGCCACCGCGGCCUGAGCUUCCCGGACCAGGAGACCACGGUGGUGGUUGGAGGCCGUGCGGCGUCGAGCCGCGCCGUGUGCCUCUGUCUGAACGAGGAGGAGGAGCCUCGCAAGUUCAGGGGCGUGGUCGACGCAGACGGUGUGAGGCGGCCGGAGCGACGGGAUGACGGGUGGUCAGAGAUGGAGAUGGGGCGGCUGCGUGUGGACGAGACUGUGGCGGCCGAGGAGGGGGUGGUGGUGAGCUUCGAGGUGCUGGGGUGGUACCCCAAGCACGGGCUCAUCGUCGAGGCCGUAAAGUUUAGGCCACUCUGA
Lolium rigidum is the source of this 837-nucleotide messenger RNA. RefSeq names its product putative F-box protein PP2-B12. Lineage: Eukaryota; Viridiplantae; Streptophyta; Magnoliopsida; Poales; Poaceae. Gene Ontology annotation, molecular function: protein binding. The record is from RefSeq and is a predicted model, not a curated record. The transcript has 2 exons. Bases 1 to 837 code for a protein of 278 amino acids.